AUAAAAAAUAUUUUUCCCAAAACAAGGCCUUACUCUACUCACUCUUUUCUCUUCUGAUUCAGGAAACCUCUCAAACAAAAGAGGAAAGAAAGCGCUGUCCAAUUCAACCUCAACUCCAUCGCAUUCACACUCAUCAUCCCUUCUUCUACGUCGUCUUUAUUAUCCUUCCGCCAUCUCCACUAACGCGCGCUACUGCUCCGCUUUCCCCGGCCCCAGAGGAUUCCGUUGGUGUCCGGAUCAAGAUCGUCGUCCAUGGCGGAAAGCGGAUCGGAUCCUCCAGGUUUCCGAUUAGAUAUCAAACAGAUAUUACUAGAAGCACAUCAUAGGUGGCUGAGGCCUGCUGAAAUUUGUGAAAUUUUGCGGAACUACCGAAAAUUUCACAUUACACCAGAACCACUUUAUAAGCCAGUCAGCGGUUCUGUUUUCCUAUUUGAUCGGAAAGUACUUAGAUAUUUUCGGAAAGAUGGUCAUAAUUGGCGGAAGAAAAAGGAUGGAAAGACUGUGAAGGAAGCUCAUGAGAAGCUGAAGGUUGGAAGUAUUGACAUGCUACACUGCUAUUAUGCACAUGGUGAAGAAAAUGAAAGUUUUCAACGGCGUAGCUAUUGGAUGCUUGAACAGGAUCUCAUGCACAUGGUUUUUGUGCACUACUUGGAGGUUAAGGGUAGUAAGGCAGUGAGAAGUAUUAAGCCAACUGAAUCAAAUUCUGUGGAUGAAAGCUCAUUGUCCGUCAGUUCUGCUGGAAAUUGCUCAAAAUUAAGUACUACAUCUGCUGAUUCGCCUAGUCCAACAAGUACUCUUUCAACAGCAUAUGAAGAUGUUGAAUCUGCCGCUAUAUCAGGCAAUUAUUCAGUGGAAAAUUUGCAUGCAGUUCUGCCUCAGUAUUCUGCAGAGUCUCAGCAAGUAGCUGAUUUUGCUUCUUGGGAAGAUUUUUUAGAGAGCUGUACAAAGGGUGAUAUUUCUUUCAAUGAGGAUCCCACCAUUCCUACUUCGGCCCAGACAAAUUUGCAGUGUAACUCUGAGGACAUUGCAUUGCAUUAUCACGGGCAGCAUAUCCAGCAAAUUGCCACAUCAGAUUCCAGUUAUGCUAUGGAAAGGGUGCCCAUAAAUAAAUAUCUCCCAGAAUAUUUCUGCAACUCUACUGGACCAUUAAACAUGUGUCUCAAUGAAACAGCAGAGCUACUAAUACCGUUGAGUAGUCAAUACAAUUCUAGUUCUGAUAAUAAUGGGCAAAUAUUUGGGAAUGAAGAGUAUUGUAUAAAGAAUCAUCCACUAUUGAAUGGUUCUGGUGUAAAAGAAGGAUUAAUUAAAGUGGACAGCUUCUCCCGAUGGGUUUCUAAAGAACUUGGAGAUGUCGAGGAGCUGCAAAUGUGUUCCAGCAAUCGGUUUUCAUGGGCAUCUAUAGAGACUGAGCAUAGUAAUUCCUGUAUACUGGGCUCCGAUUCACUGAACCCCUCACUAUCUCAAGAACAACUUUUCAGCAUCAUAGAUUUUUCACCAGCUUGGGCUUAUUCCAACAUAGAAACCAAGGUGCUAAUUACAGGAAAAUUUCUUAAUGGUGGAAAAGAAGUGGAAGAAUGCAAGUGGUCAUGCAUGUUUGGAGAAGUUGAGGUCCCAGUUGAAGUUUUGUCAAACGGACUACUUUGUUGUUAUAGUCCUCCUCACAGGGCUGGGACAGUUCCAAUUUACAUAACUUGUUCGAACAGGUUGGCGUGCAGUGAAGUAAGAGAAUUUGAAUACCGAGGUGAACUUUGUAGAGACACUGAUACUGUUGAUACUCAUAUGAUGGGGAUGCCUCUCCACAAGCGCUUUGAAUGUCUACUGUGUCUGGGUCCUGCCAUCAACCAUUGCAGCUCAUAUGAUAUUAUGGAGAAACAAACUAUGUUAAAUAAACUCAUGCUUUUGAUGGAAGAGGAAAAACUUUGUAUGGUAGAUGUUAGGGACCUUUGUGAGCCCAAAGAGAGGGAAUUAGCACUUCCCGAAAAAGAGCUGAAAGAAAGAUUCUACACAUGGCUUCUUCACAAAAUUACUGAAGAUGGGAAAGGACCUGCUGUGAUGGAUGAAGGAGGUCAAGGUGUAAUCCAUUUGGCCGCUGCACUUGGAUAUAAUUGGGCAUUGAAUCCAAUUAUUAUAUCAGGAGUUAGUAUAGAUUUCCGUGAUGUUAAUGGAUGGACUCCACUUCAUUGGGCAGCAUUCUACGGCAGGGAACAGAUGGUUGCGGCUCUUGUUUCUAUGGGUGCAUGGGCUGGAGCAUUAACAGACCCUUGUGCUGAGUUUCCGUGGGGUAGAACUCCUGCAGAUUUGGCGUCCGCCAAUGGCCACAAGGGAAUAUCUGGUUUUCUAGCAGAGUCCUCCCUGACCACACAUCUUGCUACUCUUAGUGUAAUUGAUGCCAAGGAAAACUAUGCUUCAGAAGCAAAAGAGGUGCAAACCUUUUCAACAAUUAAUAGUGCACAGGAUGUCCCACUGAAGGAUUCACUUGCUGCGGUACGGAAUGCUACUCAGGCAGCUGCUCGUAUACAUCAAAUUUUCAGGGUUCAGUCCUUUCAGAGGAAACAGCUGCUGGUGCAAUGUGGUGAUGAGUUUUCAAGUGACGAGCAAGCUAUUUCAGUUGUUGCUUCAAGAACAUCAAGGCUGGGGCAAAGUGAUCGGAUUUCCCAUGCUGCUGCAACACAAAUCCAGAAAAAGUAUCGGGGUUGGAAGAAGAGAAAAGAGUUCCUCUUAAUUCGUCAAAGGGUUGUUAAAAUUCAGGCUCAUGUGAGGGGGCAUCAAGCGAGGAAAAAAUAUAAGCCGAUAAUAUGGUCUGUUGGAAUUCUGGAGAAGGUAAUAUUGCGUUGGAGGCGUAAAGGAAGUGGAUUGAGGGGGUUCAAAUCUGAUGCAGUUGCAAAGCCCAUAAUCGAAGACACAGUGGCAUCAUCAUCUGUGGAAGAUAAUGAUUAUGAUUUUCUCAAGGAGGGGAGGAAACAAACAGAAGAAAGAAUGCAAAAGGCCCUUGCUCGCGUUAAAUCUAUGGCUCAAUAUCCCGAGGCACGUGCACAAUAUCAUAGGAUGCUUACUACUGCUGAAGGGUUCCGUGAAACAAAGGAGGAUGCUUCAGCUAUAACGACAGGGAGUUAUGAAUACAAGAGUUACCAAGAUGAGGAUGACCUGCUUGAUAUUGAUGCCCUGCUACAUGAUGAUGCUUUCAUGCCUACGGUGUUCGAAUGAUUGAUUGCCUGGAACCCCUCCGCUUGACUACCUUUGUGUUUUGGUCCUUUUUUUAAUGAAUGAUUAACUAAUUAUGGUUGUUUAUAACGAAAAUAAACAAUUGAUUAGUGAUCAAUUUUCUUUUGUAAAUAUUUACUCCCUAGUUAUUGUAGUUUAGACUUAAAUACUCGGUACUCCCUAUUAUAUACGAGUAUAUGGUUAAAUCCUACAGUCUCAUUUUGUUAGAAGCUUUUUUAAACGUUUGUGAAUACGCUUAUAACAAUAUG
Molecule: messenger RNA, 3470 nt
Organism: Cuscuta campestris
Lineage: Eukaryota; Viridiplantae; Streptophyta; Magnoliopsida; Solanales; Convolvulaceae
Source: the annotation of a GenBank genome assembly